CGGGGCUCUUAGCACGGGGCGGGGCAGCCGCCAGCUACUGUUUGCCGGAACCUCCGGGCGCGCUCCCGAGAGCCCCCCCUCCCGCCCGACGCGCGACCCCGCCGCUUCGAAUGUUGUGAAUCAAAUGUGGGGUUUGUUACAUUCCGCUGCCGCCGCGGACAGUUCUUAAAGGGCCAGCUGCAGGCAGCUGCGCAAACCUAGCUGCGUCCUGCGCCGCCUCCCGCUCCCAGAGGGCCUGGGCCGAGAGAGGCUGACCGCGCGUGGGCCUCGCGAGGCAGACAGCGGCGGACAGACAACAAAGAGAGAGGGCCCCAGAAGGAGCUGGACUGCCCCCGGACCAGGGGGUGGGGAGGGGAGCACAUUGUUCCGCAAGGCGGGGGCUCUUAAAGGGUCCAGGCAGCUCCCCGCUCAGCCCCCUGCUCAGCUUGGCCGUCCUAGGUCGGGAACAAAGGAGUCAACGUGUGGCCAGGAGGCUGAAGGGUUGUGAGCCCCAGCCCAGCCCCUCCACCCCUCUGCCACCCCGGAUGCGACCAUGGGCUCUGGCAGUGACUAGGUGGCCACCCUCUGCCCCUGUGGGUCAGUGGCGAUUCUCUGCAGGACCCGGCAGCACCCCAGGCCAGCUCCGGGGAAGCCCUGGCCGCGAGGGCCCCCUGGCCGGCCCACCUGCCCAGGAUGAGCGCUUACCCUCCCAGCAGCCGCCGCCCCGGCCACCACACCUCCCCGUAGAGGAGCGCCGAGCCUCGGCUCCUGCCGGCGGGAGCCCACGAAUGCUGCACCCAGCCUCCCAACAGAGCCCGUUCAUGGUUGAUCUCCACGAGCAGGUGCACCAGGGGCCUGUCCCUCUGUCCUACACAGUUACCACAGUGACAACCCAAGGCUUCCCCUUGCCUACAAGCCAACACAUCCCUGGCUGCAGUGCCCAGCAGCUCCCAGCAUGCUCCGUGAUGUUCAGUGGGCAGCACUACCCCCUCUGCUGCCUUCCGCCGCCGCUGAUCCAGGCGUGUACCAUGCAGCAGCUCCCUGUGCCCUAUCAGGCCUACCCCCACCUCAUCUCCAGUGACCACUACAUCCUGCACCCUCCACCGCCAGCCCCACACCCCCAGCCCACCCACAUGGCGCCUCUUGGGCAGUUUGUAUCGCUGCAGACCCAGCACCCGCGUAUGCCCCUGCAGCGGCUCGACAACGACGUGGACCUGCGGGGGGACCAGCACCCCCUGGGGAGCUUCACCUACUCCACCUCUGCCCCAGGCCCAGCCCUGUCCCCGUCCGUGCCUCUGCACUACCUGCCCCACGAUCCACUGCCCCGGGAGGUGUCCUUCGGUGUGCCGUAUUCCCACAUGAUGCCGCGGAGACUGAGCGCCCAGAGAUACCGCCUGCAACAGCCGCUGCCCCCGCCGCCCCCACCGCCACCCCCGCCCCCGUAUUACCCCAGCUUCCUGCCCUACUUCCUCUCGAUGCUGCCAAUGUCACCAACAGCAGUGGGGCCCACCAUCAGCCUGGAUCUCGACGUGGAUGACGUGGAGAUGGAGAACUAUGAGGCCCUCCUGAACCUGGCGGAGCGGCUGGGAGACGCCAAGCCCCGUGGCCUCACCAAAGUGGACAUCGAGCAGCUGCCGUCAUACCGCUUCAACCCUGAUAGCCGGCAGUCGGAGCAGACGCUGUGUGUCGUCUGCUUCAGCGACUUCGAGGCGCGGCAGCUGCUGCGAGUGCUCCCCUGCAGCCACGAGUUCCACACCAAGUGUGUCGACAAGUGGUUGAAGGCCAACCGGACGUGUCCCAUUUGCCGGGCUGACGCCUCCGAGGUGCCCAGGGAGGCUGAGUGAGGCCCACAGCUGCCCAGGAGAACCCUGCCCGAAGCUCUGGAAAUGGGGACCCAGGGAGGACGGGGAGGGAGCAGCCCAGGCCUGCCCCGUCUUUCUGCCUGCAUCUCCAGCGCUGGUGCCAGGGUCAGCCCCGAGGAGGCCCCUGCAAUAAGCUCCUGCGUUUGCCAAGCUCCAAAGACUCCUCUCCCAGUCUGCCUGCCAGUCCACCGCCACGGAGCUGCCUGUGUGUCACUGACUCGCUCUCCCUCCUGUCCGCCCACGGGUCUCUCUCCUGUCCUGCCCGCACCGGGAGCCAGGGGUCCGCUCUCCCGGUGUGGCUGGUGGAGAUCCUUGGCCCCAGGAUGGGCAAAGGGAGCACUGUCUCGGGUGGCCUGGUCUCUUGCACUAAAAUGGUGUGCUCUCUGCCCGGGUGGCACUGACAGGCACCUGGACAGAUGGUGGCAUGAGGCCAUUGCCUGAGCUCCAGGCCUGGGUCCUCCUGCCUUGACCCCCAACAGACUCAGGCAGCCAGUCCCGCCCAGGCUGCUGUGAGGGGUGGCUCUGGCUGCCUAAGGAACCCUCACCCCAGACACAACAUUCCAGCCGCCUCCCCGCCCCCAGGCUGGAGGGCAUCAGAGCCAGCCCACCGAGCAGAUGGGCGGCAGGCCCUGCGCUGGGCAGCAUGCAUCCUGAGGGCCUGGGCCAUGCUGAGGAGAGCGACCUCCGUGCUCCUGGUGGCCACCCCUCUCUGGCAGUGGCGGGGCCAGACCCAGGCCUGAUCUCCCCUCCCUGUCGUUUUGCAUGAACGUGAGGAACAGCGGUUUUUGUUUAUUCAUUUGGCCCAAAAAUCGCGUGUAGGAUUUGGGGGUGUGGAUUUUUAAACAACUUGUUUUCUUUUGGUUUAAAUUGGGGAGAGUCUAGGGACCAACCAGGACCAAGUGCCCUGGGGGCCAGGAACGGUCCGGUGGUGCCGCCUGGUCCGCAUGCAUGUGCGUGGCUGGGGCUGGGCCGGGCGGCUGGCAGUCAGGGGCGGGGUUGGGGGGUCUGUGCUCAGCUGAUAACUGCCAUGCACUGUACUGCACACAUCCCCAGAGCCUACCGGGACCUACGCUUUUCAGGGCAUUUCUCCCUCUCCAGCCAGGGUCCGGCUCCCACCUGCCUGGGCAAGUCGCCUCCAAGGAAGUCCCGGGAGGACAGGGACCAGGGCGGGCGUGGACCCCACCUCCAGAGGCCUCCUCCCAGCCUGAGCCCUGCUCUCCAAGGUCUGGAGGAGUCCCCUGCAGGAUCUGGCUGAACUCGAACCCUCUCCCUCCCUGGUCCCAUUCCUUUCCUUCCCCAUCCCCAGCUGGGGUUGCUGCCCGAACGAACUGCGUGUGGGGCCGGCACAUCCUAGCAGGCAGCCCCUGGCGCCUGCUGCCUCAGGGAUGCUCCAACCACCCUCGUUCUCCCCGCAGCGCCCUGGCUUCCCCCCGCCUGCCAUGGGGCCCCAUCAGCCUGGCCCCACCCCGUGGAGAACCCAAAGUCUUACUGUAUAUAACUGCAGGUGACCUUUCUAUAUUUAUAGCAGUGUUGAAACCCCACAUGUUUUACACAAAGAACCACCCUCUCCAACCCCCGUCCCUUUCCCACCCCAACAACAGGGUUUCAAAACCCUUAUGGUUCCUGGGGCAGGCGGGAACAGGUUCUCGGGCUGUGUGUCGGCUGCAGCAAUGAUUCCAAUGAGCAGCUAUUGGGGGGGAAACACAACAUUUAAAAAUAAUUUUAAAAAAGAUUUAUAAAACAAUUAUUUAGGAUGUUUGUGAUUUGCCGACCUUGCUAUAGAUGCCAUGUUACCAAUGAUUUUCUGUGGUGGGGGCUUGUCAUUGUUUACUCUUAUUUACCAACUUCUGGCCUAGGCAUGACAGUGGGCACCAUCCCCCGCCCUGGCUGGGCCCAGCACCUGUGUUCUGUGUUAGAAAGGUUCUUUAUAUAUAUAUACUUACAUAUAUAUAUAAAUAUAUGUAAUUUGGGGGCCCUGUUCCUUGCACAUUUUACAGUUACCUCAUUUUUCCCAUAUAUGUAUUUGAGAAAAUGCUAAUAUAUAGAGAAAAAAAUGGUUCUUAAAGCUUAAAUGUGUGGUUUUUUCCAUUCCAUUGGAUUCACAUUGGUUUGUAGCAUUUAACAUAACUAGUAUGUUGUAUUAUAUAUAUGUGUAUACUGAUUGAAAUUUUUAACAGAUUUGUACUUUUUUUAAAAUGAAAGUUGCUAGUUCUGCUUGACCAAGUAGUGCAAUCAUUAUUUUUUUUAAUAUUGUUGCUGAUUUCAGAGGGAUACUCACUAAUAAACGUAUGAUGUAUAUCAAGUAUUGCCC
Messenger RNA from Ceratotherium simum simum (southern white rhinoceros), 4152 nucleotides. It is a transcript of the gene RNF44, whose product is annotated as ring finger protein 44. Lineage: Eukaryota; Metazoa; Chordata; Mammalia; Perissodactyla; Rhinocerotidae. The record is from RefSeq and is a predicted model, not a curated record. Gene Ontology annotation, molecular function: ubiquitin protein ligase activity. Gene Ontology annotation, biological process: protein ubiquitination.